Molecule: messenger RNA, 2413 nt
Organism: Morone saxatilis (striped sea-bass)
Lineage: Eukaryota; Metazoa; Chordata; Actinopteri; Moronidae
Product: TBC1 domain family member 2A-like
Exons: 13
Coding region: 1-2376 (791 amino acids)
Source: RefSeq, a predicted model, not a curated record
AUGAAGCCCAUGGUGAGUGACAGCGGUGGAGGGGGCGUGGCCAGGCGGAAGAGCUCUUCGGAGGAGGCGGGGACAGGGCUGGAUGGGGGCGGCGGGGAGUGGGAGGACCUUCAGGAGUUCCAAGUGUACUACCUGUUGGUGGGGGUGCUGGUGGACUGGGUGCUGACGGAGCAGAGUGGCUUCGUCCUCUGCCUCAGUGAGGACGUUGUCCUCUUCCUCUGCGUCUACCUGCCUACCUCCACCCUCUUCCUCUUCGAUGCAAAAAUCCCCCCAAAAAGCCCACAAAAGGCUCGAGGGACUGGCGAAAGGAUCAGCCCCAAAUUCCACCGGGCACGGUCGUGCCGUGUUCUAGCUCUGCUGUGGUCACUGGAGCCAAUCGCGCCCGUUCUAGACGACGCUGGUGAUUCCAGCAGGGGCGCCACGUGGCGUCUCAGAGGCGUCUGCCCGCUGCAACACAGAAUACGCUGCUGGUCUUUCACGUCUAGCAGCACACUGACAGGAACUCCUCUGUCGCCAAACCCGACCAAUCAGCACGCAGAGGAGAGGCCCCGCCUGCUGAAGGUGUGGACAGCAAUCGGAGGCAUUGAGCUUCCGGAACCCCGCGCCCCUCCCGGUUCCCAUUGGGCUGAACAGGCAGGUUCAGGGUCUUCCGCGGAAGGGCAGUGCCCUCGCUGUUUGGACAAGCCGACAGAAGACGAAGAAAUCUGUGGCUUCCACGAUGUGCAAGGCCUCCGCAGAAGACCUUCUGUUUCCUGCCAGGACGACGUCUCGCCUCAAAAGCAGGAGAGAACAGUGCUUCCAAAUAGAAGGAAGCUGGGUGGAUUCCUCCCAACAAAAAAAAGCUUUUUGGAGCGUCUCAGCUUGGAGAGCGACCUGUGCAGAGUUUCUGGGGAGAAACGGGAGCAGAGGCGCCUGGAGCUACUGCGACACCGCGAGCGGCAGGCAGCCGAACUGCGAGGCCGGCUGGAGGACGCGAAAGCGGAGGCGGAGGCCGGAAGGAAGAGUCUGGCUCAGAAAGAUGCACAGCUGGCCGAGUUGCAGGAGAACAUCAGGAUGCUGAUGGAGAAGAACAACGCCAAGCAGGAGGUGAUCAUAAAGCUAUCUGAUCAGGUGACCGCCUGUAUGUCCGACCCAUGUCGAUCCGUCUCGGUGUCUGGCGGCGGUUUGGACUCUCACACCUUCAGACAGCUUCAGCAGGAGAUCGAGAACCUGAAGGACGACAUCGAGGCAUAUAAGACCCAGAACAAGUUCCUGAACUCUGAACUCUACCAGCUGACCAAACUGUGGAGGAACAGCUCUGAGCAGGAGAAGAGUUUGAUGGUGAAGUGUGCCUACCUGGAGGCCAGUAACUGUCGGGCGGAGAGCCGUUACCUGGGCGUCCUGCGGCAGCUGCAGGAGAUCAAAUCUCUGGAUCCAGUCCAGCGGGAGGUCGUCCAGAAGAUGAUCGGAGACGCUCUGAAAGGAGAGCUGAAGAGCGUCCUCAAGCUCAACGUGGCCAGGGAUCACGAUGAGUACGGCUUUAAAAUCAUCCCGGACUACGAGGUGGAGGACAUGAAGCUCCUGGCAAAGAUUCAGGCGCUGGAGAUCCGAUCCCACAACCUGCUGCACCAGGAGGGUGUAGAGCGCCCCCUGUUGAGUCGCUGGGCUCAGUACCUCGCCGGCAGGUCGCAUGAUGACCUCUGCCCCUCACUGGAGCUCAAAGGUCUGCUGCGUAGUGGCAUCCCUCGGGAGUACCGACAGCGGGUGUGGAGCUGGGUGGUCCAAACCAGAACCAGGACAAUCAGAGAGCAUCACCCACAGCGCUACCAGCAGCUGUGUGAGAAGAGUCGGACAUCUCCUCAUCCAGCCUCCAGACAGAUCCAGCUGGACCUCCACCGUACCCUGACAACCAAUCAGAACUUCUCCUCACCCUCUAGCCCCGCCCUCCAGCAGCUCCGCCGCAUCCUAUUGGCCUUCUCCUGGCAGAACCCUGCCAUUGGCUACUGCCAGGGACUCAACAGGAUGGCGGCCAUCGCUCUACUGGUCCUUCAGAGUGAAGAAGAUGCCUUCUGGUGUCUGGUGGCUGUGGUGGAAACCAUCAUGCCUCAGGACUACUACACCAAGAACCUGAUAGCCUCUCAGGCGGACCAGCGGGUGCUGAAGGAUUUCCUGGCAGAGAAGCUUCCCCGGCUGGCGGCUCACUUCGAGGAUCACAGCAUCGACGUGUCUCUGAUCACAUUCAACUGGUUCCUGGUGGUUUUUGUGGAGAGUCUGCCCAGUGACAUCCUGCUGCCGCUGUGGGACGCCUUCCUGUACGAGGGCACCAAGGUACCAGUGAGGGUCAUCAAAGAGCUCUCUAAAGCUCAUUUCAUACAGCAAAUACUCCCAGUACAAUGAACCAGCAUCAUUUAUAGCAUCAUUAGCGUUAAUAAUC